AUGCCAGCAAGUGCAGUGGAACAUCUCGAACAAAAGCAAUGUAUUGCCCAGAGUCCAGCUUUUCUUCGCAGCGCAGUAGUGACUAAGUUCCUUUCCUACCAAAGUGCGGCACACGCUCUCUUCAACCCUGUGUCGUUAAUAUCCACUAUUGAAACUCCUUCCAAACGCUCGAAGUCGGGAUUUAACGUAGCCAAAGCUGUGACUGAAAUAGUGUCUCCUGACGAAAUCAUUCAGCCGCCGAUGGAGCCUCAGAAGCACCCUUUCGUCAACAAUGUCGUACCCGAAUUGUUGGUCAAUCUCAAGAAGUUAAUAUGGGUAUCUCAGUGUGAUAACGGUGCAUUCUGUCAUGAUGUUGUAGGAGACUCGGUGCUCAUACGCGCACUUAUUAACGGCCCCAAUGGAAGUCCAGCCCUUGCACGUUUAGUUGGCCACAGAGACUGA
Molecule: messenger RNA, 441 nt
Organism: Fomitiporia mediterranea MF3/22
Lineage: Eukaryota; Fungi; Basidiomycota; Agaricomycetes; Hymenochaetales; Hymenochaetaceae
Exons: 4
Coding region: 1-441 (146 amino acids)
Source: RefSeq, a predicted model, not a curated record